GAGAUGACAUAACCUAAUGAGCAGGCUAGUGUAGCGUACGCCUGCCCACGCAGAGCCGGAGAGGAAGAGAGUGAAAGUGUGUGCGCGGAUGAGGGGUAGUGAUGUAAUGUUGAUCUGUCAGUGAGUGAGUGAGCAGGGAUGGCUGCGUGUGCCAGGCUUUGCGGAGUUGGGCAGUCGCGGAGGUGCAGAAGGCGGCAGCGAAAGAACCAGCGAGACCCGGACACAGACCCCGAGCUCGAUCUGGAUGAGGAGGAAGAGCGGAUAGUGGGGAAAAUGCAAGCGGAGGGAAGUGCGCGGUGCACGGCCGACACUGCUGCAUCGGGGCCGGGGAAAGGAGCGAUUUCAGUGCCUGGUGCUGCUACAGCAGCUGGAACGAGUGUACACGGACUUGGAUUCGAACUUCCAGACACCACAAAGACGACCAGAAAUACUUUACUGGAUCUUCCUCCGGAGAUUCUGGUCGCAAUAUUCUCUUCUCUUCCCGGAACGGCGCUACCAAACCUGGCGCUGGUCUGCAAAAAAUUCCGACAGAUCCUGAGCACAGAGACGAUCUGGAGAAGACGGUGCAGGACUGAGUUCGGUAUGUGUGAAGAUCUGCGGAAGAUGGAAGUUGUGGGCCUAUCCAGCAAGGAUCUUUACGUGAAACGUAUUAACCCACGAGUGAAGUCAGGGCGCUUUAUGAAGCUCCUUCCUGACUAUGAGCACAUGGACUACCGGGAUGUGUACACCCACUUGUUGCACCCGAACAGACACAUCCUGGGUUUGUGGCAGCCGGAUAUUGGACCCUAUGGAGGGCUGCUCAAUGUUGUGCAAACAACCCUGAAGUGGAGGCUAGUGGUGGUUGAGCCGGUUCACUUUCCCUGGUGUUCCGCUGUUGUGUUUCUGCUGCCCCAGGUGGAUGGCCUGUUUAUUAUCGGCUGGAUGUUCCUCCCCCCCCACGACCCCCGAGUGGAUGAUGUCAUGAGGCGCAGGCCCCUGUUCCGCAUUCACAUGUGGGAGACGAACAAGGCCACUGUGGAGUGCAUGUAUGGACACAAGGGACCUCACAAAGGAGACAUCCAGAUAGUGAAGAAAGAUGAGUUUUCCACCAAAUGCAACCAGACAGAUCACCACCGAAUGUCCGGGGGGAGGCAAGAGGAGUUCCGCACAUGGCUAGAGGAGGAGUGGGGUCGUACUCUGGAGGAUAUCUUUAAUGAGCAUAUGCAGGAGCUCAUCCUGAUGAAGUUCAUUUACACCAGCCAGUACGAUAACUGCCUGACCUAUCGUCGUAUCUACCUCCCCCCAUACCUCCCGGGAGACCUGCUCAGACCAGGGCUCUUCAAGGGGACCUAUGGGAGCCACGGGCUGGAGAUUGUCAUGCUCAGCUUCCACGGCAGGCGCGCCAAGGGAACCAAACUCACUGGGGACCCCAAUGUCCCAGCAGGCCAGCUGACCCUGGAGAUUGACCUGUCCCGACCCAUCCAGCUCCCGGAGAUCGAGAAGCAGCGCAGCAUGGAAGAGCUAUCCCGCCUGGUGAUGGAGGUCCAUGGGCAAGUGCAGCGAGAGAGCAAUCCUGCCCAGAGCAGGAGCACAGAGCCAGGGGCCGAGGGACAAGGAGGAGGAGGAAGAGAGGAGAACCAGAAUGGACUGGGAGCAGCCCCUGCCACUACCACUACCACUGAAGGAGCCGAGGCCAGCACUAGUCUGCUCCCAGCUCCACAGCCCUUUGUCCUGCCACUGGGAGUUAUGGCACGGAAUGAAAUUUACCCGCGCACGUGCAAAAUAUGUUUCUAUGGGACGGGGCUUAUCGCGGGCCAUGGCUUCACCAGUCCGGAGCACACCCCGGGGAUAUUCAUCCUGUUUGAUGACAACCGCUUCGGUUUCAUCUGGCUGGAGCUCAAGUCUUUCAGCCUGUACAGCAGAAUCACGGAUAAACUGCAGUACGCAGAGGCCCCCACCUUGGAAGCUUUUGAAGAAAUGCUGAAGAAUAUGCAGUCUUGGACCUCCUGACAAGCCAAAUCUCCAAACACCGUUGGCAAUUACAAGAAAGAAAGCAAGUAAUAAGUUCUGAUAUAAAAAAUAAAAAAAACACACACUAAAGCAAGACUGACCUUGGUACCUCUCUGUAGAAGCAUGCACAUUUACACAGCUUUUAAAGGUAAAAGAAAAAAUACAUUCAUUCUAAAGUACAUUUAAAAAGGUCAGGUGUAUAGUCGGAAGGUUUGGUGAGGCUACAGUCUAAUUAUUUAAAGCUACGAAUCCCCCCUGCCUUUGUUUCUAGAAAGCUGCUGGAGUUGCCGUCCUCUGAAAUAGUUUCACGCUUCGAUUGCAGUCAUUCUCUGUGGUUCUUACUGCAAAUGCUCAAAUACCGUGCUUUUUUCUUUUUUGGUAUGUCUUUUAGUUUAGAGCUGCCCUUCCGAUCUAGCAGCCUGCUAUGGACAUGUAAUGUAAGCUAGAUUAGCCAAAUGGUCUUAUCAUAAGUUAGAGCCAUCAGCAUCUAUUGAUCUGCCACUUUGGAUCAAGUUUUGCUUUGCUGGAAAUAUACUGCUGUGCACUAGAUGGUGCUGCUGUGCACUAAUGUAAAGGCAGUAAGACUGAUCUAGUCUAUAUUACAGCUGGACUGGGUGUUUUUACAGGGUGUGCAGUAACCGCUUCCCUGAACUGUU
Messenger RNA from Polyodon spathula (Mississippi paddlefish), 2645 nucleotides. Its product is annotated as F-box only protein 31-like. Bases 139 to 1989 code for a protein of 616 amino acids. The record is from RefSeq and is a predicted model, not a curated record. Gene Ontology annotation, molecular function: protein binding. The transcript is spliced from 10 exons. NCBI's taxonomy places the organism in Eukaryota, Metazoa, Chordata, Actinopteri, Acipenseriformes, Polyodontidae.